AUAAGAGUACCACACACUGGACCCCAGACACACUCUGCUUUGAAGAAUGAUUCAUUCCUACCGUCGCACCAUUAGAAUCUUUAGGAUGGCCGCUCAACCUAAAAUCGAGAACCCAAUCAAACAGCGAUGGAAUGUAAGGAGGAUCAAGGAAAAUUACGUUAGUGGGGAACAUAUGGCUAUAGAUGAUCUGAAGAAGAAACACCGCAACCUGUACACUGCUAAAAAUGUGGCUGAACCAAACAAAAUGACUUAUAUAAACGGCUAUCCUGUAGUUCCAUACUAUCCUCGACCUGUAGCGUUCCAUUGUUCAAGAGUAUCUCACGUCACGACUACAGAUGGUAUGAAAUGUAUUCUGGACCGCAAAGGGUUUAGAAGGGGGGAUAGGAGACCUGGCCUCUUGUGGUGGGGGACUCUGAUUGGUGAAAACGAGACCCUUGCUGCAGAGCAGAGGUACCUGGAGAAACUCUUCCCUGAUCGGAGUCCAGAAGAGAGAGAGCGACAGGAGCCUUUCCUGCGGAAAUUCAGCACCUCUCCUGUGUUUAAGGAUUGGUCUCGCUAUGGAAACUUCCGGUUCACUUUCUCACUGGCUGAUGUUAUGAAAGAGUACAGCACACAUUUCUGUGGAGGAGAACACCCUGUCCUUAGAGUUUAUGAGACUGUAAUCUACAAGCAGGAGGUCAUGUACGUUGUGCUGAUUCAUAGCCCUGAUGUUCAUGAUUUUGAUGGUUACCCAGAGUUGGGGGAUAAUGAUGAGGGUGUGUGUGCUUACAGGGAUGGAGAGAUCAUCUGGCGUGCUCAAGCCAUCUCUCAAACACACUGCUAUAGACUGACUGAAAACAGAGAUGACAAACAAGUUAGCGUAGGAAGUGGGUUUAAGGUAUUUUAUGUGUGGGAUCACGUGACCCUGGCCUUUCACAUGCCAGAAGGUAAAAAUCUAGUAUUCCCUUUGGAGACGCUUCUGCAGUCUCUCACUGCUUGUGGUGGUGCAGUCAAUUCUCUGAACCCUGUGAUUGGCAAAGUGAAAGCAGGAAAGAUAGUUCAGGAAAAGAAGGUAAAACUCUAGAAUUCUCUUUGGAGACGCUUCAGGAUGCUCUCACUGCGUGUGAUGAUGGAGACAAUAGCCUGAACAAUCUAAUUGGCAAAGCGGAAACAGAAGAGAUCAUUCAGGAAAUGAUAUAAACCGGCUAAAAUUAGUUUGGUCAUAUGUCUGUUAGUCACGUGUCUUUUACUGAAAUAAUGUGACUGCAUGUGUGACGUGAGUUGAGUUUGUAAUAGAAUGGGCCUCGCCCCACAGAGCUUUGGAUUUGUUUCUUGGCCCUUGUGGCGUUUGUAACUUUCACCGGUGCCGUGAAUAAAGCUGCAGUCUCACA
Molecule: messenger RNA, 1370 nt
Organism: Clupea harengus (Atlantic herring)
Lineage: Eukaryota; Metazoa; Chordata; Actinopteri; Clupeiformes; Clupeidae
Source: RefSeq, a predicted model, not a curated record